GGGAGUACAUCAUAAAGAAGAAAUAGGGACAGAGCAGAGACCCCUACAGCCGCUAACAAACUCCACAUUCAGCAUGGCUAUCAGCAGAGAAAGAAAGCAGUGCCCUAAGAGAAUCUAAAACUAUGCCUACCCAGAAUAUCAUUUUCUACAUAAUCAGCAACAUGUCUAGGGAAAGACACCAAGAAUUCUAAGUUCCUAGAUUUUGAAGCUUUUUUUGCCAGAAAAUCUGCAAUUGGAUUUGCUUCGCGAAAGCAAUGGGAUGUCCCUUAGAUGAGAUAGUGACCUGUCAUACACUGUUUUCUUGCAGAUUGAGGCAUGUGGUGAUCAAACUCUUACAUUUGGGGAAGACGUUUCAAAAGAAGCUGAUGUCGAGUCAACAAUUAAAACUUCGAUGUAUGGGAAACAAUGGAUGUAUUAAUAAACAAUGCAGUAAUCACUCGGGAUGGUUUGCUGAUGAGAAUGAAGAAACCCAGUGGCAAGAGGUUAUUGAUUUGAAUCUUACUCGUGUAUUUCUCUGCACAAAGGUAUUUAUAUUUGAAAGCCUCAACUAUUUUCAUGCAUGGGUGCUGGGGUUUUUGUUAUUUGUAACUGAGGUUAUCUGCUUUUGCAUGCAGCAGCCAAAAUAAUGAUGAAAAAGAAAAAGGUAAAUGCUUGUGCUGCCAAACGAUAUAGGUUUUUUUUUUUUUUU
Macadamia integrifolia is the source of this 688-nucleotide messenger RNA. RefSeq lists its product as uncharacterized. NCBI's taxonomy places the organism in Eukaryota, Viridiplantae, Streptophyta, Magnoliopsida, Proteales, Proteaceae. The transcript has 3 exons. The coding region runs from base 255 to 626 and encodes 123 amino acids. The record is from RefSeq and is a predicted model, not a curated record.